UUUAACGACGCAGAGCGCCAUCUUGUAAACUUACAGAUAUCUAAAAAUCGUAACGAAAAAGACGACAAUCAUAACCGCGUCACCAGACAUUUAUUUGCACGUACAUUAAGAUCAUACACGAGUGAUAUACUAUCGUUUAACUUCCAGUCAUACGAAUACGUACGAUUCUGUUGAAAUUAUUGAGUAUAAAGUGUGGCUUUAGCUUUACGUAUUCAACAUAGUGGGGGAUAAUUGUAAAACUCGAGUAUGUCUUCGUUGAGUGGCGAUGAGAAUCAAAUUGAGGAGAACGAGCCAGUUAUUUAGCAUGGGAAUGAGUUUACUUCUUGUUUGGAAUUUAGCAAACCCGGCAUUGCGUAUAACUGGCAUUAUCACGAGGUCACGAUAAAUAACCGCCAUUAUUAUCGUCGCUAUAGUGAGAAGAACGAGAUCGGGACGAGCACUUAAAGCACCACUUGCUACACCGAAAAAGACACCCUCCAAGAAAGCUGUUAGGGGUAGGAACACAAGACGAGGGGCUCAGGAAAUUGACACAGUUGAUGAGACUAACACAAUAAUAUUAGAGGAGACUGAUGAUAACAGUGAGACAGGUGAGAAUGGUAUGCAACAAAUAGGUGAAAUAAUGGUUGAACAGUUUGAAGAAGAGACGCCAGUGUUGCAAUCCCAGUUGGAUGAGCCUCAGACAACAGAUAACCUUCAAUGCGGUCAGAGGGAUCAGGAUAUACAAGGGGUACCUGAACUAGAAGCACCACCUCCACCAGUUGUCAGUACAAACACUCCCACAGUCCCAAUUCUAUCCACCCUGAAGACCAAAGAGACAGUCCAGGUUAUGGAGGAUACUGAGGAUACAGUGAUAACUCUAGAGGACAACAGUUUAGAGCAGAUUCUCCAGACAGAGGAUGAUAAUCCUGUGGAUGAGACAAUCAACGGUGUAAAAAUUGAGUCUAAUCAGAUUAUGGACUUUGGAGACGUCAUGAAUACGAUAGUCUCAGCUGACAUUCCAUUGUUAAAUGAAAAACCUGAGGACAACAAAGUUAAGGUCGUCGCUGAGGCAAUGGAUGUAGAGGAUUCAGUGCGACAAAUUUCUGAUGCUGCUGAUGAUUCAUUUGAAAAAAUUGUUGCCGAUGAGAUGGAGGUGGCAGAGAUUAACAAAGAAAUUCCUGAUAUUGUAUCUGAGAAGGGGGAGGGUGUUGCUGUGGUUGAAGGAGAGGUGAAGAAAAUUGAACCUGAUACUGAGGCUGUCUCUGAGGAUGAAUUCCCUUCUGAGGCACCUGCUAAGGAGCCUGAGACAGAGGCUGUAUCAGACGAGGAAUUGCCAGUGGCACCUCCAGCAGACCUGGGUGAAACUGAAUCAGUAUCUGAAGACGAGCUACCCCCAGACAGUGAUAAAAAACGUAAAGCAGCCAAGACAGCUGCCAAAACACCGGAGAGAAAAGUAAAGGCUGAUGUUAGAGCCAAACGUAAAUUGAAUGCGGAUGGAGAGUACGAUCCCAGUUCACCAACAUCAGAGACUAAUGAUGAGACACCAGCGAAAAAACUUGCUCUUGCGGUGGAUACUGAGGCUGGAGAAAAAGCAGAGGUCAAACCAGCAUCACCCAAGAAAAAAAUAUUACCAGAACUUGAUAAAUACUGGAAGGCGGUUAAUGAGGAUCCAUCGGAUUUUACUGGAUGGACAUAUCUCUUGCAAUAUGUUGAUCAAGAGAAUGACGCUGAAGCAGCACGCGAAGCAUACGAGAAAUUUCUCGUGCGUUAUCCCUAUUGCUAUGGUUACUGGCGGAAAUACGCCGAUUACGAGAAGAAGAAAGGAAAUCCGGACAAUGUACAAAAGGUAUUCGAUGAAGGAUUGAAUGCUAUUUCGCUCAGUGUCGACUUGUGGCUACAUUACAUCAUUCAUUGUAAGAGUGUUCAUGAGAAGGACGAGGGCAAGAUGAGGGAGCAAUACGAGAGGGCUAUUCAGGCUUGUGGUUUGGAAUUCAGAUCGGAUCGCCUCUGGGAAAGCUACAUAAAAUGGGAGCAGGAUGGAAAACGUUUGAGUCGAGUCACAGCCCUCUACGACCGUCUCUUAUCAACCCCAACCUUCGGCUACAUGUCACAUUUUCAAACGUUCCAAGAGUUCGUUUCCGCCAAUUCCCCCCAGCGCAUCCUGACCGUCGACGAUUUCCUGGCGAUUCGUGCUGAAGUAAAAGUCCUGUUAAAAUCCGAUGAGACACCAGGAUCAACUCCAGCUGAUGAUGUACCCCCAGGAGAGGAGCCAGCCGCCCAUGAGGUGCCACCAACAGACGAAGAGACCCGUGUCAUACGUGAAAAAAUUAUCAGCACCAGACGCAAAAUGCAUAAGGCCAAUGUCAACGCUGUUUCUGCCAGAUGGAGCUACGAAGAGGGGAUUAAACGCCCCUACUUCCACGUGAAACCCCUUGAAAGAUGUCAAUUGAAGAAUUGGAAGGAGUACCUUGACUUUGAAAUCGAACAAAAGGACCAGGGGAGAAUCAUAAUUUUGUUUGAGCGUUGCCUGAUAGCAUGUGCUUUGUACGAUGAAUUUUGGUUGAGAUUCGUACGAUAUUUGGAAUCACUGACUAGUGACAAUGCCAAUAAAAUUCGAGAUGUCUACUCUAGAGCCUGCACAGUCCAUCACCCGAAGAAACCUAAUCUCCAUCUCCAGUGGGCGACCUUCGAAGAGGGACAGGGAAACUUUGACAAAGCUGCUGAAAUUCUCGAGAACAUUGACAAUGUCAUGCCCAAUAUGCUCCAGGUCGCUUACAGAAGAAUUAAUCUGGAGAGACGAAGAGGAGAACUUGACAAAUCCUGUGCUCUUUACGAGAGCUACAUUACCAACAGCAAGAAUCGAACAAUUGCGAACAAUAUUGCUGUGAAGUACGCGAGGUUCCUAUGUAAAUUCAGAAAUGACAUUGAUAAAGCUGUCAAGGUGCUCUUGAAGGCGACAGACAAAGAUAAGGAUAACCCCAGGCUGUAUCUGCAGUUGAUUGACUUGGGUCUUCAGCGAAAUCCUGUCGACACACAGGAGGUCGUGGGUUACAUGGACUUGUUCAUUGAAAGAGAGCAUGCAGAUCUGGAACAGAGGGUACUGUUUGCUCAGAGGAAGGUCGAGUUCUUGGAAGACUUCAGUACGGACAUCAAACAGGUGCUGAAGGCACAUGAACACUUCCAGAAGUGUAUCAAGCAGGCAAAGGAAAGAAAGAAGUCGAAGAGCGAGGACAGUAAAAUAGAUUUAUCACCACCGAAGAAAGGAAAAACAUCAGACACCUCGAGUGUUCCUCCUCCACCUACCGCGAGUUCUCAAUCGAGCUAUCAGUACAGUAGUUCAACAAGUGGUCCCUACCAGUCACAACAACAAUUCCAAAGUGGCCAGUAUGGAAGCCAAAGUGGAUACCAACAAAGCUAUCAGCAGUAUCCACCACCAUCAGAUCCCAACUACGCUAAUUAUCAGAAUUGGCAAUAUGGACAGAGUGGACCGCAGGCAUAUGGAUCGUACAACCAAUGGGGAUCAUACAACUAUUACUAAUAAAUUUGUGUCAAAAGCUGUUGCACAUGAAUUAUGAACAUUUUAAAAUCACUGUUCAGUGAUAUUAACGAUAAUUGAGAUGGAAGGUUUCAUUGACAUAAGCCCGUUACUCGUGCUUUUACAUUGAAUGUUUAGUAGAAUGAUGAGAACGGAACGAAAAACAAGAAACAUAAAAAAAAAAGAAAUUUUUUCUUAGUUAAUAAUUUUCAUCGAUUAAUUACAAUUAUACGAUUUCAAUUUGGCGCAUUAUCACGGAUAAUUUACUCUAUCCUAUUAUCUUUUUACUUGGAAAAUAUCAAUUCAUUAAUUUUACAUUAGUGAUUUAAACGGUAUAGUCUCUGUCUAGUUCUACAAUGUACCACGAAUCUGCUAAUAAAGUUUUUGGUGAUUCAA
Molecule: messenger RNA, 3910 nt
Organism: Diachasmimorpha longicaudata
Lineage: Eukaryota; Metazoa; Arthropoda; Insecta; Hymenoptera; Braconidae
Gene: Prp39
Product: pre-mRNA-processing factor 39
Exons: 9
Coding region: 599-3517 (972 amino acids)
Biological process (GO): mRNA 5'-splice site recognition; RNA processing
Cellular component (GO): U2-type prespliceosome; commitment complex; U1 snRNP
Molecular function (GO): protein binding; pre-mRNA 5'-splice site binding
Source: RefSeq, a predicted model, not a curated record